UCCAAACCAAACGGUCGCCAGUUUUUCCGGAAUUUUCCCGACUCAGCUUAUCGUGUCGUCGCGCGUCCUCGUCUCACUUUCCGUAGCCCGCUUAUCAGCGCAAAAAAAAAGGCGUCGCGUGGAAAUGCCGUCGGUGGAAAUGCAGUUGGCAUAAUUCGUUGCUGCAACAUAUCAACUGGGAUUUUCCGGACAGCUCAUUAAUCAGGAUCCUUACACAUCUGCAAUCAUGUUUUGGAUUUUACGGCGCACCGGAGCCGCCAACUUUUUCAACUCCUUCAACAACAACUGCAGCUUCUCGAAGAGCAAUUCGAACGGCGGCAAUCACAGCAACAGCACACAAGACAAAUAUGUGAAGCGGCCCCCACGGAAGGCAUAUGGACGACUAAGUGCCGAGGCCGACGAUGCCGUGUCACUAGGCCACAAAAUCGAUGAUCCGUUCGAUGAGCUAGACGACUUCGAAAUGCUGGCAGCGAACGCGGGAACACCUGGGUGUAGCAGUCACAGCCAUGCCAACAAUGAGCCACCAGGUGAAGCCAAUGGCAACGUCAAUGUCAACGGUGGUUCAGGUUCAGGAUCAGCUGGAUUGGCACUGGGUUCUGGAGGAUGUAACGGGAACGGGAAUGGUAACCUCUCACCCUGCACGGAUGCCGAUUGCCAGGGCAACUACGAGGUGGAGAGCCGCCUCUGCGAACUGGGCCUCUGCCAGGCGAAAGGGAAAACAUCAAAGGACCUCCUCCUCGGUGCAGGGAACACGUCAACAUCGAAGGAGAUUAACGAAAACACAAUAAGUCGACUGCAUGCACUGGCCAUGGCCGAUGACGAUGAUGACUACGAUGAAUCGCUUACCUGCAACGUGUGCGACCGAGCUUUCCAUUGUCACCGUCAGCUGGCUUCGCACCAGCAGAAGAAGCGUCACUUUGGCUGCAGUGGCUGCGAUAGUUUGUUUCCCUCACUAAUGCUUCUGGAGCACCACAAGGAGGAAUUUGAGCACUGGAGCGACGAGGAGAUGGGUCGGCGGGUCUGCUGUCGGCGGAACAGGUGCGAUGACGAUUAUUUCACGGACACCGACUCCUUUAUCAGCGAUGCGGAGAGCGAGGAUCUGGAGAGGCUGUUGUAAGCACCGGACACCGAGAUAGGAUAGUGACUGAAGAAGGGAUG
Molecule: messenger RNA, 1158 nt
Organism: Drosophila takahashii
Lineage: Eukaryota; Metazoa; Arthropoda; Insecta; Diptera; Drosophilidae
Source: RefSeq, a predicted model, not a curated record